CCCGAAAGUCGCUAAUACAAAAUUCACGUCAUCUACCAUUCAACCCACUGAAAAACACCAGGGUCUUCUUUGUACAACUUCAUAUAUAUCUCGCAUUGCUCUCUCUCGUCUGCAACUCUAAUGGCGGAAACAACAAUCACAGUAUCACCAGACAUAGCUGAGCCUUUAAUUAGGUCACAGAAUGGAGAUUCGUCACCAUCAAGAUCACCAUCGAGUAGGUCAAACCGACUGUCUCUUCUUCUAGGUCGUGCUUCUGGUCGUCGUGGUGGUGCAUCAACUUUAGUUAGAGAAACAGCAGCGAGCCAACUUGAAGAACGUAGAAUCGAUUGGGGUUAUUCAAAACCUGUUGUUGCAUUGGAUAUUGCUUGGAAUUUAGCUUUUACGAUUGUUUCUGUUGUUUUCCUUGGGUGUACUUUUGAUGAAAAACCUAAUACUCCAAUUAGGAUUUGGAUCUUGGGGUAUGCGAUACAGUGUGUGAUUCAUGUGGUUAUGGUUUGGUCUGAGUAUCAUAGGAGAAGUAAUAGAAGAAGGAAUCGGAGUGUUGAGGAUGGUGGUGGUAAUAGGUCAUCUGAUUCUGAUGUUAAUGAUAGUGAGGAGGAGGAAAUUGGAGGGGAUUCUUCUGGAUUUCGUCGUUCAAGUGCUGCUAAGCGAUGUGAAUCCCUCAAUACAAUAGCAUCCUUUAUGUGGUGGAUAGCAGGAUUCUACUGGGUAGUCUCUGGUGGUGAAGUCCUCUUGCAGAAUGCUCCACGUCUAUAUUGGUUGGCUGUAGUUUUUCUGGCAUUCGAUGUGUUUUUUGCCAUCUUUUGUGUUGCUUUGGCAUGCGUCAUUGGGAUCGCACUUUGCUGCUGUUUGCCUUGCAUCAUUGCAAUUCUAUAUGCUGUAGUAGGCCAGGAAGGUGCAUCAGAAGCAGAUCUCAGUAUGCUUCCAAGAUAUAGAUUCCAGAUCAGUAAUAACGAGGAGAAAUCUAGCACAGGAGGGGGGAAAAUGGUUCCCAUAACAAUGAAUGGUGGAGAAUUGGCAGAGGAACGUGUUCUUUCACCCGAGGAUGCGGAAUGCUGCAUAUGCCUCACUUCAUAUGAUGACGGAGCUGAAAUCCAUGGCCUGCCAUGCAAUCAUCAUUUUCAUGAAACAUGCAUCGUGAAAUGGCUUAAGAUCAACGCUUCGUGCCCCCUCUGCAAGUUCAAUAUCUUAAAGGGAAGCAAUGAACAAGUUUGAAAAGAUAGAUAUGAAUGCGCUAAGAGCCAGACCAGAUUUUAUGUGUAUAUAAAAAAGAGGAAUUAUUAUUACAUAAUUUUGAGCUUUAUCUCAGCCUUUCUGCUAUCUUUUGUCGUAUUUCAUGGAAUUAUUCAUCUCGUAUAGUUGUAACUUGCAAUAAGUUAUUUUUUGCUUUUGAUGGGUGAAAUUGUAGAAUAAAAGAUCCUUGCUUAUAUUUAAAACUCUUCUGCAA
This is a messenger RNA of Papaver somniferum (opium poppy), 1447 nucleotides long. RefSeq names its product E3 ubiquitin protein ligase RIE1-like. The transcript is spliced from 5 exons. NCBI's taxonomy places the organism in Eukaryota, Viridiplantae, Streptophyta, Magnoliopsida, Ranunculales, Papaveraceae. The coding region runs from base 121 to 1215 and encodes 364 amino acids. The record is from RefSeq and is a predicted model, not a curated record.